GCCCACUUCGCCUGCCCGGCAGCUAUGGCCGCCGUCGGGCUGAGGCGGCUGAGCAGGGCCCUGGCUGUGGCCCUCAGCCGCACCGCGGCGGCGAGAGCCGGGCAGCCGAGCCCGGAGUCGGGAGCCGCGAAAUCGGGAGCGGGGCAGCCGAGCCCGGAGUCGGGAGCCGGGCAGCCGAGAGCCGGGCAGCCGAGCCCUGCGGAGCGGCUGACGGUGCGGAGGCAGGCAGAGGGCGUCCGAAACAUUAUCCUAAACAACCCGAGGAAAAGAAACGCCCUGUCCCUCGCCAUGCUGCAGUCCCUCAGGGAGGAUCUGCUGCACGACGUCAAAAGCCAAGACCUCCGAGUUAUCAUCAUCUCAGCUGAGGGACCUGUCUUUUGUUCUGGACAUGAUUUAAAGGAACUGUCAAGUGAAGAUGGUGUGAAGUAUCAUUCCCAAGUAUUUGAAAUAUGUGCAGAGGUUAUGACUUUAAUCCAGAAACUUCCUGUACCAGUGAUUGCCAAAGUAAAUGGCUUGGCUACAGCAGCAGGCUGUCAGCUUGUGGCAAGCUGUGACAUUGCUGUGGCAAGUGAGAAAUCUCAAUUUGCUACUCCUGGAGUAAACAUUGGACUGUUUUGCUCCACACCAGCUGUGGCCUUGGGCAGGUCCCUUCCAAGAAAGGUGGCAUUAGAGAUGCUUUUCACUGGUGAACCUCUUUCUGCCCAAGAAGCAUUAAUGCACGGGCUUGUCAGCAAGGUGGUGCCAGAAGACAAGCUGGAAGAAGAGACCAUGAAAAUCUCUAACAAGAUCUGUGAAAGCAGCAAAUCCAUCCUGGCACUGGGGAAAGCCACCUUUUACAGACAGAUGGCACAGGACCUCGAUACUGCUUACAAAAUGACCACUCAGGUCAUGGCAGACAAUUUGACUUUGAGAGAUGGGCAGGAAGGUAUUGAAGCCUUUAUUCAGAAACGUAAACCUGUCUGGUCACACUCUCAGGAUAAGAAGAAAUGAAUCUUGCUACUCUUGCCUCAGCUGUGCUUUAUGAUUCUUCACACCGUUGCCUUUGGGAAGUAUAUCUUUGUUUUACUUAAAGUUAAAUUUCUCAAUACGUGCCAAAGCCACAAUAAAUUUAUUCUAUGUAUAUAAUAAAUGUUAAGAAAAAUUGAACCAAA
Messenger RNA from Calypte anna (Anna's hummingbird), 1151 nucleotides. RefSeq names its product enoyl-CoA hydratase domain containing 3 (gene ECHDC3). Gene Ontology annotation, cellular component: mitochondrion. The coding region runs from base 25 to 990 and encodes 321 amino acids. The record is from RefSeq and is a predicted model, not a curated record. The transcript is spliced from 5 exons. Gene Ontology annotation, molecular function: hydro-lyase activity. Lineage: Eukaryota; Metazoa; Chordata; Aves; Apodiformes; Trochilidae.